AUGGCGGUGGUAAGCGGGAUGUCGGGGUCGGCUAUAGCCCGGCUGGAGGGCCGAGAAUUCGAGUAUUUGAUGAAGAAAAGGUCGGUGACCAUUGGCCGGAACUCCUCGCAGGGCUCCGUGGACGUCAGCAUGGGACAUUCCAGCUUCAUUUCCAGGAGGCACCUCGAGAUUUUUACAGCGAGCGAAGAUGGUACAGGCACGGGGGAAUUCUAUCUCCGAUGCCUGGGAAAAAAUGGGGUGUUUGUGGAUGGGGUGUUCCAGAGAAGGGGGGCUCCACCUCUGCAGCUUCCACGAAUAUGUUGCUUCCGAUUCCCCAGCACAAGCAUAAAAAUCACAUUCACUGCACUUUUAAACGACAAAAAGGAGCAGAGGAACGCGCCCGAAAUGCCGAUAAAGUCCGUACAACCCCAAAUUUCCCCUCUUACCAUCAACAUUCCGGACAAUAUUGCCCACCUUAUGAGCCCACUGCCUUCACCUACAGGCACCAUAAGUGCUGCAAACUCCUGCCCAUCCAGUCCAAGAGGGGCAGGACUGUCCAGUUAUAGAAGUGGCCGGGUUCUGGCCUCGGACCUUAUAGCGGAUAACUCUCACUCAGAAAAUGACAAGGAAGCAUCAGGUGAAGACAGCCCAAAGGAUGAUUCCAAACCUCCGUACUCGUACGCACAACUGAUUGUCCAAGCCAUCACCAUGGCCCCAGAUAAACAACUGACACUGAAUGGAAUAUACACCCACAUCACAAAGAAUUACCCUUACUACAGAACAGCUGAUAAAGGCUGGCAGAACUCCAUCCGCCACAACCUGUCCCUGAACCGGUACUUCAUCAAGGUAGCGCGCUCUCAGGAGGAACCCGGGAAAGGAUCGUUCUGGAGGAUCGACCCGGCUUCCGAAGGCAAACUCAUCGAACAAGCCUUUAGGAAACGCAGGCCUAGGGGGGUGCCUUGUUUCAGGACCCCAGUAGGACCACUGUCUUCGAGGAGUGCUCCCGCUUCUCCCAAUCACACAGGGGCACUGUCGGCUCAUUCUAGUGGCGUACAGACCCCAGAUAGCCUCUCAAGAGAGGGGUCCCCAGUGCCCAUGGAACACGAGCAAACCCCGCCACCAGCCCCGACCCCAACUGCCACCGUCCAGUCCAAACUUGCUGUCAUUCAAGAGGCUCGCUUUGCACAGAACUCCUCUGGUUCUCCACUCGGCAACCAGCCCGUAUUGAUUGCGGUGCAACGCCAGGUGCCUCAGACGACCGUCAAGCCUGUGACCUACACCGUGGCCACGCCGGCCAUAGUGACGACAACAGUUAGCCCGGCGCCCGUCAUGCAGGCGGUGCAGGUCGUCCACCAGAUUUCCGCCGUCACCAUGACGACCGUCGGCACGCAGCCCGCUGCUACGCUCAAGCCGGACUCUCAGGAGAAUGGAGGGGGAGAGCAUCAAGAGAUCAAAGUUAAAGUAGAGCCGCUCCCAUCCAUCACGAGCUCGUCUAUAGGGGGAGUCGGUCGCAUCAUCCAGAGCUCUCAGGCCGCUCCGCUGACUACUGUAACCAUCAUGCAACAGGCUCCGCUCGGUCAGCACCAGCUUCCCAUUAAGGCUAUCACACAGAAUGGGACUCACUUGGUCCCCAUUAGUUCUACUGGAACAGCAGUAGCAAACCCUCUCCACCUUCUGGCCACCCACGCUUCAGCCUCUGCGUCCCUGCCCACUAAAAGACAGAACGGGGAUCUUCAGGAGGCCCCCGCGUCCAAGCGGGGAAAGACGCAGGAUGGCGACGACGACGAGGCGGCGGCUGUGGCUGCGAACGGCAGCAACAGCAACGGUUCCGCCAGUGCCGAUAGCGCCGGAGAAGCGGAGGUUAGAGAAGCGGUGAGCAACCAGUAG
Molecule: messenger RNA, 1866 nt
Organism: Nerophis lumbriciformis (worm pipefish)
Lineage: Eukaryota; Metazoa; Chordata; Actinopteri; Syngnathiformes; Syngnathidae
Source: RefSeq, a predicted model, not a curated record